CACCACCCAAACUGUAUAGUGCUGGGGAUAUUGCGGAUUCCGCCUAUGGGAACCCACAAAGCGCCCCCUCCUUGCCAGAGCCCCUUGGAGGGGGGCCCGCUCUCCUUUUCUUCCUGCAUUUUCAGGGCGGUGGGAUUUGCAUUCUGCUGAGGGUCCGCUCCAAGGUUCAUGUGAGACAGCUGUGGCCUAGUGGUUGGAGUGCCCCCUCUUGAUAUGAAGGUGGGACAUUUCAUAGCCCUAUUAUGUUACAGCAGAAUGCAAAAGAAUUCCUUCUCAUCCCUGAGGAAGAAAAAUAAGCACCCCAUCCCAGAUCUCCUAAGGCUAUUUUCUGCAUUUUCAAAACCAUAAUGCCUUUUCAUAACCAUGUCGAAGCCAUACCCACCUCACAAAGUUACUGAGAAGAUAAAAAAAGGGGGGGGGAGGUUGGCAGGGCACAAACAAAGCCUAUAAGGAUGUGCAGUUUCACAGAUUUUGCUCACAGCUUAGCCCACCUCACAGGGUUGUUGUUGCAAAGGUAAGAGGCGAGAAGAGAAGCCAGCAAGAAGCGGCUGGUGCAAAUGUAUUUCAGCUUCACAGACCCAGCAGAGACACAAAACAGGUGCGACGCUCACCCUGCUCCAUCACAAUCGCUUAACUGCAAAACUGCACAGUCCUGAUCUUUUACAGGGGGAAGAAAACACUGAAAAAGUAAAAAUAUAUACAAUUGACUUGCAGGCAAAGAAGGCAGAGAGUUUUAAAGCUCUUUUUGCACAGGGCAGAGAGCUUUAAAAACUAGUGUGUGGGGUGGGGGCAGGGCGGGGGUCUAAGAGCCAUGCAGCUGUUGUUUCCAGAAGGCAGGGAUGGUCUGAUGGACGCAUUCCCAGGGGUCUGUCCCGACUAUAUGUGAUUUCGACUUUGCACACUAUCACCCUGCAAACGUUGUGUGUUAAACUCUGCACCCCAUACAAUAGUUUAUUGUCACAAUUCUCAACACCCUUAACCAGCAAAACAAGCUCCCAGAAAUCUUUUUAUCCAAAAAUUUUAUCAAUUUUCACAUUUAUAGCAAAUACGGCAUAAAAGACACAAAAAAGAAAAACACAUUAUAAUACUAAAAAGAAAAAGAAACAAAAAUAUAAACACAUAUUAUUUGUGAAACACAAUUUAUCUUUCACUGUUAACUGACUUCCUCGAAUUCCCCCCUGAGUUUCACCUUGUAAUAGCUCUCCAAAAUCAUCUUUCUAAUAAGAUUAACUCCUUCACUUUACUACAGUGGUGCCUCGCAAGACGAAAUUAAUUCGUUCCGCGAGUUUUUUCGUCUUGCGGUUUUUUUCGUCUUGCGAAGCACGGUGUCAGAAAAGUUUUGGAAAAGCUUCAAAAAUCACCAAAGUCUUCAAAAACCUCAAAAAAGGCUACCGCAUCGCGUGCUAUGAGUUGCUCCUCGAAGUCAAGUUGCAACUGUAUUAACGGUUUCAAGAAAAAGGAAACAAACUUGCAAGACGUUUCCGUCUUGCGAAGCAAGCCCAUAGGGAAAAUCGUCUUGCGAAGCAACUCAAAAAACCAAAAACCCUUUCGUCUAGCGAGUUUUCCAUCUUGCGAGGCAUUCGUCUUGCGAGGUACCACUGUAUAUUCUCUUUUCUUAAUAGUCUCAAUCCAUAAUUCUAUCACAAUUCCCUCAUAUUUAAUCCUAGGCCUGUUUGGUAUUUUUAAGUGAUCUUAUGUUACAAUAUUUGGCUAAAUAGUCUUUAAAUUUCUUCCAGUCUUCAUGCUACUCCUCUUCUUUCUGAUUCUUCCAGUCAGGUCAGCUACCUCCAGACAGUCCAACAUCUUCAUCUGCCAUUCUUCUACUGUUGGUAUUUCUUGAGAUUUCCAAUUUUUAGCUAAUAGCAAUCUUGCCGCUGUAGUAGCAUACAAAAACAAUCUAACAUCUUUUUUGGGCAAUUCCAAUCCUAUUAUUCCAAGUAGAAAGGCUUCUGGUUUCUUAACAAAUGUAUUUUUCAACAUUUUUUCCAACUCAUUAUAAAUCUUUUCCCAGAAGUCUUUCACCUUAGGACACAUCCACCACAUUUGAUAAAAGGUACCUUCUUUCUCUUUGCAUUUCCAACAUAGAGCUCCCAGAUAUCUUAGGUGGUUUCACGGGGCUUUGGAUAUGUGGUGUGAAUGUGGCCUAACAGAUUUCUGCUUUUUGUGUGUGUGUCUACCAUCACGUGGCCUCCAAACACAAGUUGGAAAGAGGCACACAUUGAUUAAAAUGGGGCAGCAUAAAAUCACAGGUGCAGCCAGCUCUCUAUCCUAGUAUAUUCACAACCCUAUUCUAAAGCAUUUCUAUAUGAAUUGGGGGGGGGAAUAAAAGGGGAAAAACAAGCCCUUGAAGAGCAGAAUAGCCACAUUCAGUGCAAACGUCACCAGGAAAUGGUCCGUCUAUGAGAAAAGAUCCACAAUGGACCCCCGGUCCCAAGCAACACAAUAUUACCAAUCUGCUUUGUGUCAAAAACCAGGUUGCUCCUGUGAUGUACUGAGAUCGCCCCACGGUUGCCAUGCAUGACCAACACAACACCUGACAUGACUUCUCCUGGCUCCUUCUGGUUGUCCUUUGCUUGUUGUAGGAAGAGCUGGCUGAAGACGCUUCCCCAAUGGCCUUGGAGGGCUAAACUAAGUUGUUUUUUUUAAUGAGCCAAGAUGCAAUUCAAGCAACGGUGUGAGUUUUGCUUCUGUCUGGGAGGGAGAUGCUGUAAAGAUGGGUGCCAUGAUGAACUUUUUACUGUUGUUUAUUUCUAUAGAUCGUGGCACUGGGACAGUUGACAUAAUUUUAUUGAUUUAUUUAUUUAAUGAAUUUAUAUACCUCCCUAUACCCGGGGUUCUGAGGGCGGUUCUGGGGGCCUCAGGGCAGUGAAUUUAUAUAGAAUUUGAUAUAAAAAGAGAUCCCCAGGUGACCUAUUUUGACCCUGAUGUUAGUUCUUAGCUUUAUUAUUAUUAUUAUUAUUAUUAUUAUUAUUAUUAUUAAAUGUGUCCUGGAAGUUAUGAGUAAAUAAUUUUAGGAAACUGUGUUUUAAAAAAAGUUUAAUUGUAAAAUAGUACAAGGGGUAGAGUUGGAAGGUUCUUCAUUUUUGUUAUUCCUUAUUUUAAAUGAAAUUAAUUUCUACUACUUUUUCUAUUUUUUCUGUUUUCUUUCUUUUCUUCUUUCUCUUUUGUAAUUUAUAUGAUUAUUCGCAAAAUAUAAUGUUUGUAUUGUAUGCAUUUUAAGGUUUCUUUAUAAUAAUGGACUUUUUUUUUAAAAAAGGAAGUUACGAGUAAAUAUUCUCACAUCCUCAUGCUUAAUGUAAAGAUCAGCACAGCAAUCUUGUGUUUCAAGCAAAUUUUAUUGCAUAGACAAUAGAAGCUACCAAAUAUACACUCAGGAAACAAGUAGGAUAACAAUUUUUACUAGGGUUACACCCUUUCAACUACCAACUUGUUUACUAAAGGUAAACAAAAAUGGGAAACAGAAGAUACUCACAGGAAACAAACAAUGUAAUAGAGGAGUAAAGGUACAGUGGAACCUUGGUUCUCAAACGCAUUAGUACUCAAACAACUUGGAAUUCAAACUCCAGACCCAGAAGUAAGUGUUCUGGUUUGUGAAUUUUUUUGAAAGCCAAAAAUGCUCCAUUUUGACUGUUACGCUUCUGAUUUGAGUGUCCCACUCCUGUUCUGAGUGCCUCCACCCAGGAGGUUUGAAUACGGAAUCAGAUUUCAACUGCUAUAUUUAAGGAUUUUUACACGUGGCUUCCAUUUGUGUUUGCUAUGCUAGAUUUUGUAUACUGUAUCUUUAAAUUUCCUGAAAUUGCCUGUGAUCUGAUACACCUGUGGAUAGCCUUUUAAAUUCCAAUAGAGUUCUGCUGUAGGUAUCAGUCUACUACACUUGCUAGUGAGAACUGAUCCAUAGUCAUUAUUUUUACCUGAGAGGACAAUUUAUUGGGUAUGUAUUUGUCAUUCAUUUAUUUGUGUUUAUUGAUAUGCAGGUUGGUCAUUUCAAUUUCCGUUUUACAAUUUCAUAUUAUGUAUUCAAUUUCAUUGUCAGCUGAUGAAGAAUUAUCCUUGAAACAGUUCACCUGUCCUAGAAAAACUGCUUUCUUCUGCUUGCUGCUGCAUUUGACAGUGCUUCGAAUAAAUUACAGUGGUACCUCGGGUUACAUACGCUUCAGGUUACAUACGCUUCAGGUUACAGACUCCGCUAACCCAGAAAUAGUGCUUCAGGUUAAGAACUUUGCUUCAGGAUGAGAACAGAAAUUGUGCUGUGGCGGCGCGGCAGCAGCAGCAGGAGGCCCCAUUAGCUAAAGUGGUGCUUCAGGUUAAGAACAGUUUCAGGUUAAGAACGGACCUCCGGAACAAAUUAAAUACUUAACCCGAGGUACCACUGUAUUCCUACAUUUGGAGUACCUAUCACUGCAAUAUUGCUGGAUUUUGACUAUUAAAAGGCAUCUUGCUUCCAUUGUGGUGUUCCCUGAUAGCGAUUGAUUACGCCUACUAUUUCCUUUCAUAUCAACUUUUGCAUAACUAUGCAUGUAUCAUAGGUUGAUGUUUAUGAUUUGUAAAUAUGACAGCUUGAUCAAAUCAUUGGUAAUACAUUAUUAGCCGCGUGUUGCUUUUAGGUCUGUUCAGAUUACUCCAAGGGACUCUGGCAAGGAGGGGGGCGCUUUGUGGGGUCCCCAUAGCCAGAAUCCGCAAUAUCCUUAGCACCAUACAGUUUGGGUGGGGGUGGGAGAGAUACUGGCUCUUCAAGGGUUAAAGGCAGCAAUUAAAUUAUUACAGGAGAGCCAGUGUGGUGUAGUGGUUAAGAGCGGUGGACUCGUAAUCUGGGUUCGCGUCUCCGCUCCUCCACAUGCAGCUGCUGGGUGACCUUGGGCCAGUCACACUUCUUUGAAGUCUCUCAGCCCCAAUCACCUCACUGAGUGUUUGUUGUGGGGGAGGAAGGGAAAGGAGAAUGUUAGCCACUUUGAGACUCCUUCGGGUAGUGAUAAAGUGGGAUAUCAAAUCCAAACUCUUCUUCUUCUUCUUCUUCUACAGAGGACUUGCGGGGAAAGGGGGGGAAAGCCUCACUUCCUUCGCCUUUUAUCACAUCCUCCUGCAUUUGAAAAGCUGGGAGGGAGGGAGAUUGUUUGCAAGGUAGGAAAAAGAGGGAGUUUUUUGGGGGGGGGGAAAGGCUCCAGUGUGGCAUGGGCUCUUUUAUCUUAGAUGCGUCCCUGUCUGGGGGGUGUGUGUUCAGGAGGAAAGCCCCCAAGGAGGGCGCAGUCUCUCUGUAUAGCAGACGAGCCCUAGGAAGGAACCAAGGUGUUGGGAGAGAUGGAGGAGGGAAGACUUUAAGGAUGGGAAGAGGAGAACCACUGGCCAUAAAAUGUCAUUAGUUUCUCACCACCAGCAACUGCUGCAGCAAACUGGGGGCUCCAAGUGCAGUGAGCUGCUCCACCUGGGCUACUAUUGUUGACACUGACUGGCAGCAGUUGCUCCUGGGAGUUUCCAGCCACGGAGUCUCAGCCUUGCCUGGGGACUGCAUCUGGGGCUUUCUGCCUGCUGAGGAGAUGCUCUGCCCUCGAACUACAGCCCCUUCCCCUCAAGUGGGGAUGCAGGACGAGCAGGAACAGAGGGAGGCAGCCGUGUCACAGCUCCAGGCUGGCAGAAAAGGAAAGGGAUGUUUUUAAUGGUGGUGGGAAGAAGAUCCUCUUCCAGGCGUGACUCCACUUUCCUUGCAUGGUGGGGUUCAGGAAACUGCAAGUGGGAGCGCCACACCUAGGCUGGGUUAUCAUUCAUCCAGCAAAUUGUCUUGGCCAGGAAAAUGCCUGCAGGGCCUCUGAGGCUCCCUUUGCUUAUUCCUCCUUCCCAGGAACCUGCAGCUUCUGAGCUCUUCAGUCCAAGCGAGGAUGGAAGGAGGAAGAUGGACGGUUGACCUGGUCAGGCUGUCUCCUACAGCCUUCCAAUGUUCCUUCCCAGGACCCUCAGUAGGAUCUGGUGAGUUGGAGAUGGGGACAUGGAGGGAUGCUGGGAGUGAGGAAGCUCCCCUUGCAAGAAAAUGAGGAAGGCUGCAGGGCCAGAGCUCCAGGCUAGCAAAGAUAAAAGAAAGAAAGAAAGGAAAUGAAUAUUUUCUAAUGGUGACUUGGGCAUAGCCAGGAUUUGGGGGCUGCUGCCUACCAGCUCCAUCUGGUGCACAGGCUGAGACCCUACCUGCACACAGACUGUGGUACAUGCUUUGGUUAUCUCUCGCUUGGAUUGCUACAAUGCACUGUAGGUGGGGCUGCCUUUGAAGGUGACUCGGAAACUACAAUUAUUCGAGAAAGCGGCAGCUCAACUGGUGACUGGGAGCAGUUGCCAGGAGCAUAUAACACCGGUCUUAAAGGCUCUAUAUUGGCUCAGAGUAUGUUUCCAAGCACAAUUCAAAGUGUUGGUGCUGACCUUUAAAGCUCUAAACAAUCUUGAUCCUCUAGACCUGAAGGAGCAUCUCUAACCCCAGACACUGAGGUCCAACUCUGAGAGACUUCUGCUGGUUGCCUCAUUGCCAGAAGUGAAGUUACAGGGAACCAGGCAGAGGGCCUGCUCAGUGGUGGCACCCUUCAGCUGUCAAGGGUGAUACGUAACCUUUAGAAGACAUCUGAAGGCAGCCGUGAAUUGUGCAGUUUGAUGUUUUAUAUAUGCUGUAAGCUGCCCAGCGUGGCUGGGGAAAGCCAGCCAGAUGGGCAGGGUAUAAAUAAUAAAAUUAAUAAAAUAUUAUUAAUAAAAUAUUAUAAUAAAAUAUUAUAAUAAUAAUAUAAUAAUAAUAUUAUUAUAAAUAAUAAAAUUCAGAUGUUACAGAAAGUCUCACUAGGAUUGUGAUUUGGAUUACAUUUUUAAUUGUCAUCUUCCCUUAACUUUAGCCAGUGAUGAACACGACAGUCAUUGUUCUCGGGUCUCAUCAGAAAGAAAUAAGCAUGAAGUCAAAGGAAGGACCUUUCAAGAUCAAGAGGAAACAAGACCACAAGAUAAAAAGCAAGAAGAGAUUGGGAGGAAUGAUGGUCUUCUUAUGCAGACUGAUAACGGCCAUCGAAUCCCAGUCCAGAAAAAACAUCAGAAGGGGAAGAGAACAAAUGAGAGACCUUUAUGUGGCAAAACAUUCAGAAGUAAAUGUAGGUUCAAUUCACAGACAGAGGAGAAACCGUGUAAAUGCUUGGUGUGUGGAAAGAACUUCAAUGACAGCUCUGGCCUAAAAUCACAUGAAAGAAUUCAUGCAGGAGAGGAAUCAUAUGGAUGCCUAGAAUGUGGAAAGAGUUUCAGUCGCCAUUCAUACCUUAAAAGACAUCACAAAGUCCACAGUGAGGAGAAACCAUAUGCCUGUCUAGAGUGUGGAAAGGCCUUCACUUACAGCUCAGGCCUUGUAGAUCAUAAAAAAAUUCACACAGGGGAGAAACCGUAUACCUGUUUGGACUGUGGAAAGACCUUCUGUCAAAGCUCAAACCUUGCAUCGCAUCAAAAAAUCCACACAGGGGAGAAGCCAUAUAAAUGUUUGGAGUGCGGAAUGAGCUUCGCUCACAGCUCAAGUCUUAUAUCGCACCACAGAAUUCACACAGGAGAGAAAUCUUAUAAAUGUUCAGAGUGCGGAAGGAGCUUUGCUCACAGUGUUAGCCUUACUUCACAUAAGAGAACCCACACAGGGGAGAUACCAUAUAAAUGCUUGGAAUGUGGAAAGACCUUCAGUCAGAGUUCACACCUUACUUCACAUAAGAGAACCCACACAGGGGAGAAACCAUAUAAAUGCUUUGAGUGUGGGAAGAGCUUCAGUCAUAGUUCACACCUUACUGUGCAUGAGCGAAUCCAUACAGGGGAAAAACCAUAUAAAUGUGUGACAUGUGGAAUGAGCUUUAGUAACUGCACAUACCUUGUUAGCCACCGCAGAAUCCAUACAGGAGAGAAGCCAUAUAAGUGCUUUGAGUGUGGAAAGAGCUUCACUCGAAGCUCAAGCCUUAAAUCUCAUCAAAGAAUUCACACAGGGAAGAAACCAUACACCUGUUUUGAGUGUGGAAAGAACUUCAGUCACAGCACAAGCCUUACAUCACAUCAAAGAAUUCACACGGGGGAGAAACCAUAUAGAUGUUUUGAGUGUGGAAAGAGAUUUGCACAUGGAUAUAGCCUUACUUAUCAUAAAAGAACUCACAUGGGAUAAACCAUAUACAUGCUUGGAGUGUGGGAAAAUAUUUGGUCAGCUUUAACGACUCAUUUUGCAGAAGUGAAUCAAGAGGAGAAAAAUAUUUAGAUGCUCGUAAUGAGACCGCUGUUGCUAAACUUCAUGGAAUUCAUACAAGAUUUCACAUGGGAGAAAUCACGAGGGUGCAGAAUAAUAAAAAGUACAAAAAUGCAGAUAAUAUAGAUGUUAAUGGUUAAAGGAG
Podarcis lilfordi (Lilford's wall lizard) is the source of this 8363-nucleotide messenger RNA. The record is from the annotation of a GenBank genome assembly. NCBI's taxonomy places the organism in Eukaryota, Metazoa, Chordata, Lepidosauria, Squamata, Lacertidae.